Penicillium bovifimosum is the source of this 408-nucleotide messenger RNA. RefSeq lists its product as uncharacterized. Bases 1 to 408 code for a protein of 135 amino acids. The record is from RefSeq and is a predicted model, not a curated record. The transcript has a single exon. Lineage: Eukaryota; Fungi; Ascomycota; Eurotiomycetes; Eurotiales; Aspergillaceae.
AUGCCACCAACUCUCUACCACCACCUUGAUCCCAUCCUAGAAGCCGAAUACGCUAAUAUAGUUCGCAUCGUGGAAACACAGAUCGAGAUCCUAACCUUCAAAGCCUGGCGGCGCCACGAAGUAAUUGAGAAUCUCGACAUGCUAUGCCACCAUCUCGCCAUCCAGGCAGCCAUCGACGAGCGCAAGCCUCGCAACUGGCUUGCCGGCCAUGCUCUGUUCCAACGAUUCUGCAUGACGCUCAGGCUGUGCGUCCCCGAGGCCAUUGUCACUUUGCAGAGUUAUGGAACGACCUACGAGGUUGACGAUGACCUUUUUGACUGGGAGGAUGAAGAAGAGCUUGAACGUGACGCGGUGGAUAUUCUUAAAGACGCUCUGCGUGAUGCUCAGUCAACAGAGUGGUAUAUCUGA